ACUUGAUAUUCCAUCUUGUUUAUUACCCGAAAAUAUAACCUUUUAUUAUUUUAAAAUCGUUUGUAUUUUCUUUAAAAUCAAUUAAAUGAACAAUUUACAAAGUAAGUUGAACCAUGUAUAUAAUAAAUCUCUUAUAUCCAGUGUGAAUAGCAGUGAAUCGUGGUAUUUUUAUUCAUAAUCUGCCAACUAGUAGUAUUUAAUUAGUGAAUUCACUACGCGUUUGGUACUCAUUUUUAUAGUUAGUGGCAUGUGCAGUUAUUUUCUGAGAUUUUAAGAUUAUUAUACAAUCGCCGGACUUCCUGGUGAGCUUGAAACGGAAUCUUUGGAUAUAACUGAUGUUUGUUUGCUGGCGUAAUAAUUAAACAAUCAUGUUUUGUGUACAAGAAUCAGACUCAGGGCUGAAUGACACAUUCUCUAAUGACAAGGACCCGUUGGACUCGGCCAGCCAACAGUCCGAUAGCGAUGACGAACACGAACCCACCGCCAAGCGCCCCAAGAUGGCAUUCAACUCAGGCAUCAACCUACAAGUAUACAAGAUACCAGCAUUCAACAUCCCAAAGUCACUGUCAAUAUUCCCUUCACCACCGACGUCAACGCUGCCAAUGUUUGUCAACAAUCCCUUAAAUUUAGCCAAUCCAUUAACCAUCACUGCAAACGGCAAUGGUAAUUACAAUCCAUUGAAACGGUACUCGUUACCAGCAAAGCUGCCAAUGACACCAUUCAAGGGUGGUCGCACAUCGCCACAGAAAGCUGUGUUCGACUCCGGAGGUGGUAUUGUGCGGUAUAAGAAAAACGGAGAAGUAGCUAAGAAGAGAGGGCCACCGAAAGGAUACAAACGGAAGCCUAAGCAAGAGGGUGCUAUGAUAAAUGUAUCUGGUAUGGCACCGUUAGCUACUUUAACUCCGGCACAGAACAUGAUCCUGACGGGUCUGCUGGCCAGCGCCAACGCGCCGCCCGCGACCAACGGCGCCACCCAAGAGCAGGUGACGCCGAAGCGGCCGCCGCAACUCACCAUCGUGCCGCAGAUUAAAGUGCCUCCUGGCGUGGAGCUGGUGGAGAUGGAGCUGGACCCCGCGGACUGGUUCCCCGAGGAGCCGUACAAGAUGUCCUUCAGCCGCAAGAAGAACCCCAAGUGGAAGAGCUUCCCGUUCCGCUGCGAACACUGCUUUAAGGGCUACCGCGUAGUUUCCACCCUCCUCCAACACGCGGCGGAGCGCCACGGCGCGGUCCCCCGAGCCCUCGCCAUCCCCUGCCCCUGCUGCCCGCACGUGUCCACGCGCCGCAACCGACACAAGCGCCAUCUGGAGACGCACGCGGGGAAGCGGCACCGGAUAUUCUGCCAGUACUGUUUGCCUCCACCUGACCCCAACGAGCCGUACGUGAAGGAAUCCGAAAAGUAUCCCUUUGACAAGUUCCCCCAGUAUUGGUAUGCCUCAGAAGAAUCACUGCGGCUGCAUAAGAAGAGAAAACACCCCUACGCCGCCAUGUUUAACUACAACUGGCAAUGCACUUGGGGCGACUUGGCGCCAAACAGCUAAGACUUCCUUAUUUUAAGGGUAAUUUUUCCAGCUGGCAACACUGUCAAGUUUUUUAGGUUGGCUGAAAGCAGGGUGAAUCUUUGCACGCUGUGAAAAAAGUAAGAAUUUUGCCGCGCUGUCAUAAAGUUUUUAAUGAAUGGUUUUUUUAAAAGCGAGUGUUUUUAUACCUACAAUUUUUUCAGAAUCUUUUAAUGUGUGUAGUACAGUAUAAUUAUUACUAUAAACAAGCGUAAAUGACGUAGCUAUCCCUGAAAUAUAAUAUUUUAUAGGAAUUGUAAUGGUUAGAGCAUUGUAUUAACAUAGAGCACCAAUAAAUAUGUGCCUUUCGCGUAAGGAAUUAGCCUUUUUAGAUAUUACCCAGUCAUAGAAUGAUGUAAAAUGUGAUUUACCUUUAACUAUACCUUUUUCAUGAAUCAUGAGCGUUGUUUAUACCUCGUUCAAGAAAUAUUUCGUAACCUCAGAAUAAAAGAGGCACAUCUCAAAAUUUCAUGAAAUUGAGUUACAAAAAAGAAUAGUAAUUUAAAGAAUAGUAUCAUCUGAUGAUAUGUUGCUCCUAGACGCUUCUUUCAUACCCCCAAUUCUAUGAAGCAUAGAUAUUAGACGAUAAAUGAAAAUGACAAUUUAAUUUAAUAAUAAUUUCUUGAACGGAGUAUAAACAAAUGAAGUGAUAUGUAAAAGGAAAAAAAAAGUAUGUAUGGAAAAAAUAAUAUACAUUCCUGGUUAGUAAAUAUUUUUGUAACUACGCUUUUUUAGAUUGUGUAACUCUUGUACAUAAAAAAAUACAUAAACUCUAGCUCUUGGAAAAACUUCGUGAGAUUGAUCAGUGUUCGACAUUUCACAAAAAAACAUAAAGCAAGAAAAUAUAAAUAUACAAAUUGAUGACCACGUAUAGGCAAACGUAUUGCCCUGCAAUCUAUUGGACCGACAACCGUCGAUAAGUAGCCGUCGCUCCAUCAUUGAAAAAUAUUGAACCUAAAAUGAAAAUGCCCCAAGGGAAAUGUGGUAGUGAUCUAUAAUUUCAUACAGACAAGUUUUUCUUACGAUUCUGAAGUACUUCCGUUAAAUUAAUCUUAUAAAGCCGAAUCACGCUUAAUACUAACAUGACAAUUAAAUGCAGUAUCUCUAUCUUAUGAACAAACGCAAUAAUAAAUAAAAAUACAGUUUAAUAUUUUAAGUCGCACCCUUUUAACGUGACUCCAAAACUUAGAAAUUGUUUUUUAUUUUCGAUUAAAACCAAUUGUUACUUUAUUUUGAAUAAUCUAAAAUUCGUUCUUAAAGUUCGCAGUACAUACUAGCAUAAAAUUAAAAUAUGAAUACAUAAGAACUUAGGCACUCCAAAAAUAUGGGAUGUCAUUGACUUUUGUGUUUCCUACCUCUUAGAAAUUGGCCAUGGUGGACCAAUAUAUAGCUAUUGAUGUAAAUUAUAAUUUAAAUUUAACCCAUUUUUAGUAUAAUAAUCGUACAAAUCUGAACCUAAUGUAUACCCACACCCUAGUAUUUAGAUAUUUUAAAUUGCAUUUAGUAAUUUUUUUUAAGUAUUUUAGCUCCCUAGUUUUAGUAGUGAAUCCGAUACGGUUUAGCAGUAUUAUUUUUUCAUGAUUGUUUUAACUAGGUACUCAUAUACACAUAACCCACAGUUAAUAACUCUUAGAUACCAAACGCAAUAUUUUUCGUUUCAUAAGUUAGGAACUUUUUUUAAAAUUUGGUCUAAGAUGCUUUAGAAUCAUUUCAGUUUUGGACAUAUUGAUAUUUACCAUCUAUAUUCGAACUAAUUUUUGAUUUAUUAACCAAGUAAUAGUGGUAAGACGCGAUAUCGCAAUUAUUUUAUUAACUACACAUUUUUUAUCUUUGAAAAUACUCCUUCACGCAUAAUAUUAUGUUGGUUUUAAAUAAAAUAUUUUAUCUGACGAUGCAAUGUUUAGAUAACAGAAAUCGCAAUUUUCGCAAUACUAAGAAAUAAACUAAAACUCAUAAUUUUUAAAUAUUUUUCCGAUCGUAAUUUCAUCACAAAAUUGUAAAUAGAUAUUAUAAUUUGUAAGAUUAUUUUUAGACAGCUUUUUACAACAUAUGACACCAAGUAUUAUAGAAUCAUGAGAUUUCGUUUUAGUUCUCUUACCUAAAAGACUGAUGUUUUUUUUUCGGGUAUUGAUACACUUUUUUAUUUAUGUCAUUGAUUUUGUGUAUCGCUCUACACAGCCUGUGAGAUUAAAAAUAUGAUUCGUCUUUUGAUAAAACAUGUCUACUUCUGUAAAUUAAAUUGUUAUCAUAACGCAAUAAUAAAAAUGGUAAGGUUUAAAUGUGCAUUAAUGUAAUUUAAACUGUAAUGUAAAUGGCUAAUUAGUACUACAGACUAUAAAGUAAUACCAACACAAACAUUAUAACGACAAAGUAUUAUUUGUUGCUACUGAUUUACUGGAUAUAAAUAUUUAGUAAUAACACAUUCUGCACCUUUCUUGCUUAAUUUCAUAAACAAAUGUGCCAUCAGUGAUGGAUUCUCUUAUGUAAAAACCCUCUGGUAUGUAAAAUAUUUAUAUUAGCAUUAAGGUAACGGUAGAGCAGCUGCACACCAUCUGAGAAUAUAAUUUUGAAAUGUCUUUCAUUUUUGACUAACUUAGCACUGGUACUUAGUGGCGCCAGCUAACAGAAACUAUCAUCAAACAUAGAAGAUUCUCAUUUUUCGAGCAGUUAAAAGUAGUUGUGUGUACCGCUAGGUGGCGA
Molecule: messenger RNA, 4256 nt
Organism: Plutella xylostella (diamondback moth)
Lineage: Eukaryota; Metazoa; Arthropoda; Insecta; Lepidoptera; Plutellidae
Source: RefSeq, a predicted model, not a curated record